UGGCGGUUGAAUGAAUAAUCGAAUUAUUUAGCUAAAGUCACGUUUUCGAGGGAAGUUGUAAGAACCGGAACAAUAUUUUCCCGGCAAAGUUAGCGAAAUAAAAAAACGGAACAAAAUAAUUGAACUAUAGUCGCACAAUAUAUGUUUCAUGUAUAAAUUAUAGAUAAUGUAGACGGCAACAAUGAUGGCCGCUAUGAAAGAAUAGACAGUGAUAGUUUAAAUGGGUGCUAUUAAUUAUCUACAAACAACAAACUCGCAGAUUCGUCAUAUAAUAUUAUUUGACACUGCUGUGAGUUGUUGUCGUGUGUGAAGUGUAAAUCAAUGAAAUGCUAAUAUUAUUGAUAAAUUGAACACACCAUUGUUGAUGAUAUUAUUUUAUUAUUAUUGUUAUUAUUAUUUUUAUUUUUCUAUUUCUAUUUUUUUUCAACAAAAUUCAACAAAGGUGGAACAAAUAAAGUAUAUUGAUAAAAAGACGAGGUGGAAGAAGAGGUGGUGGAGGUGGUGGUGGACAAUAUUAAAUAACAAUAAAUAUAAAUAUAAUUGUUAAAGUAAAAAUAAAAUAAAAAAAAAAAGAACAUCUAUAACUCUGUUAUAAGUUGAAUUUCAUUCAAGUUAAUAUUAUAUUUAUAAAUAUACGUUCAAGGAAAAGAUGAACGAAAGUUUUAACAUCAUAGAUAGAGAUUGCGAUCAACUUUUGUUUCAAUCAUCAUCAUCAUCCACACCAUCAUCAUCAACUGCUUUAUCAGAAUCAUUGCCAUUAGAAUCAACACAAGAAGUAGGUUUAGAAGCAUCGAAAAGUGAAGAUUUGUCAUUGAUAAGUAAUAUUGAAACACCAAAAGACAACAUAGUAACGUCGGAAUGUGUAAUUAAUGUUGAAAAAUUAAAUAUUGAUGAUAAAAAUAUUAAAUCAUCAUCAACAGAAGAUAUUUUAGUUACUGAUGAUGAUAAAUUGAGGCCAGUUGAGAAGAAAUGGCCACCAAGAAGUGUAAGUUUUCCACCAAAUGAUAAGGAUUUAGUUACUGGUUAUUUAGAGCCAGCUAAUCCAUGGGAACAAGCACAAGAUGUAAGCAUUGAGAAUUUAAUUUUGGCGUACAAAGAGUCAUGUGAUCGGCAUCAUACUCAUCCAUUGGACUCAGUAAUCGCUCAAUUAGAGAAAUUAGAGUUAAUCAAUGAAAGAUGUGAGGAGUUGACGUUAAAAAAUGAACAACUGAGUAGAAAUUUUUGUGAACCACUGGAGGAGGUUUUAAAACGACUGCAAUUUAAAAAAAUCGAUUUGGAAUCAGCAUCAUUAGAUGAUGAAAGUGCAGAAACAUUGUUUGAUAUGUUUGAAUAUUAUGAGUCAGUGACGCAUCUUAAUAUCUCGAGUAAUUGUAAUAUUGGUGAGAGAGGAUGGCAAGCUUGCUCACAAAUGAUUAAAAAAACUCAAUGUCUUGAACAACUUGAAGCUAGAGAUAUUGUUUUAACACAACAGCACAUGAAUAUACUUAAAAGACCUCUGCAAUUGGUUACCCAUCUUCAUGUCUUAAAGUUGGAGAAUUGUGGGCUUGCUGGUCGAGCCUUUAUUAUUCUAAUUUCUGCUUUAAAGCAUAAUACUGGAUUAAAGGAGUUAUAUUUAGCUGAUAAUGGACUUGGUAAUCCUGAUGCUGUUCAAUUAGGAGCUUUAUUAAGAGCUAAUCAUCAUCUACAGCUGCUGGAUGUUAGUAAUAAUAAUUUACAAGAUCAUGGAGUUAGAGAUAUACUUGAUGGCUUGGUGACACAAUCAAAAGAAGCUCAUGGUAGUCAGGGUUUAAGUAUAUUGAUCCUGUGGAAUAAUCACAUCACUAAGGAAUCAUCUGGUCGUUUUGCUGAACUGUUGGCAAUCUCUAAAAGCUUGGAGACAUUGAACAUUGGACAGAAUUUGAUGGGUGAUGAAUUUCUGGAAGUUUGUAAAGAUGCUUUGAAGAAGAAUAAUAGUUUAUUACAGUUGGGAGUACAGGCGACAGGUUUGAUGCAAAAAGGAAUACUUGCACUUGCUGAAGUUAUUGAGAAAAAUGAUACUCUUCAGAGAAUUGAUCUACGUGAUAAUAAUCUUCAAUUAACCGGCUUGACGUUCUUGUCUAUUGCUCUUAAAAAGAAUUCUAGUAUCACAAGAAUUGAUUUGGAUGAUAAAGCUUGGAGUAAAUCGCCGCCAUUGAUAGAACAAUACGCCGAGCUGAUUCAGGAGAUUCGAAGUUACUGUUUGAGGAAUGAAGAGACACUGUCAACAGAUGAAAGUACUGAAGAGUUAAGCAGUUCAGAGCAUCGAAGUCGAUUGUCCAGCGUGAGCUCCCGUAAGAUCUCGCUGACUUGUCAGACACUGCCACGUUCUCCUCCUCUAAUGGCGACCGCGAGCGAGGUCACCGGGAGAACGAUGAUGAUGCCAGGCAGUGUACCAAAACGUACCAGCGGAGGACGUCUUCGUUCUCCGGCUCCGAGCCCGAUUCCCUCGCCCGUGGCCAGCCCAAUUCCCAGUCCCUCGCGAGGUCGUUUCGUCGUUUCACGAGUGUCCGAAGCCUCCCUAAGUUCCACUAACUCGUCAGCAUCAUCCUCACCUAUUACACCACCAUCAUUACCAUCUCCAUCAUUCUUCCCUGGAGAUGGUUCGCGCUUCCGCGUCACAGUUGUUCCUAACCCUGUACCACCACCACCACCACCAACAACAACAACAACAACAACAACAACAACGUCACAACCAAUCAACUUGCCUGAAUUAAAAGUGGAUGUACCUGAAGUUGUUGAUUCUGAUGAUUCUGAUAGCGUUUUUCGGGCGGAACCAGAAGACUUAAGGAUCGACAGUGAGUCAAGUGCUGAUGGUGAUUUCAGUUGUGAUGAUUUAAUCAAAGAUAUUGGUACAAAUAAUGUUACAUUAUUAUCAACGACAACUAUUAAAGCACCAACAACAACAACAGCGUCUAUUCAAUCACCAAAAAUAGUUGAUGAACCAGAUACACUUAAACAUACAUCAAGUCUUGAUAGAUUACUUGGACUAUUUCAUAAUCCUGGUGGUAUAUUUACUUCGGCAUUUGAUACUUCCUCAGCUAAAAAUCCAUUUCAUGAAAGUGUUAAUAGUAUGAUGGCAUUAGGUGAUAAAUUUCAAAGGUAUCUACGUGAAUCACGUGCUCUUGAUGUUAUUAGUCAUGAUGCAAAGUGUAAAAAAAAUGAUAAAGAGAUGGAUGAAGCAUUUAAUAAUGCUCAUUGUAAUUUACCAGUGAAACAAUCGUACGUACCUGCUGCUAUAGAUGAACCCUUUGUAGAUAAUGAUAAAAAAGAAUGUUUAAUGUUACCAAGGACGUUUAAUCAUGUCCAAUCAAUUUGUGAUAGCAACACGAAGAGCAGUAUUAAUUAUCCUAAUUUUAAUAAUGAUACUCAUCAUAGUAAUUUAACGUGUGAUGUAAAUAAUUUAUUAGAUGAUGAUAAAGAUGUUAAUAUUCCAAUUAUUUAUGAAAGUAUAUCAGAAGCAUCGAGUAUUGAUGAUCAUCAUGAAGUUAAUCCACGAUCUCAAAUGAAUUUAUUUAUCGAUAGAUCAAUUAAUCAUCGUAAUAGUCAAGACUCAGGCAUUGAAGAAUCAAAUAUUUCCACUUCUGAUGAUCAUUAUAAUGAUUCCAAUCGACCGAAAGAACAUUUUCAAGGCAGUGUUGACUCGGGUAUUGAAUCUGAGUGUUCACCAGUUUGUAAUAAAGUCCCUGAGACACAGGAGGAUCAAGGAUGUUUAAAGGAAUUAAGAAUAGCUUUAAACAUUCCAACUUUAGAUGAUAAUAAGACUAAUGUUGACCAAUUAAUUUAUCAAAGUGUCGAAGGAAGUUAGUUCAGUGUCUAAUGAUGAAGCAACGAUGAUCAGCAGUGAAGAAAAUAAGGAUGAUAAACAACGUAAAAAAUUAUACGAGUCGACAGAUGAUGAUUUUGAAGAUGUCAAAAGUCAACUCGAACCAAAAUAUCAACGAUACGCUAAAUGG
Chelonus insularis is the source of this 3971-nucleotide messenger RNA. RefSeq names its product protein phosphatase 1 regulatory subunit 37. Bases 650 to 3823 code for a protein of 1057 amino acids. Gene Ontology annotation, molecular function: protein binding. NCBI's taxonomy places the organism in Eukaryota, Metazoa, Arthropoda, Insecta, Hymenoptera, Braconidae. The record is from RefSeq and is a predicted model, not a curated record. Gene Ontology annotation, biological process: cell migration; regulation of Arp2/3 complex-mediated actin nucleation. Gene Ontology annotation, cellular component: lamellipodium; plasma membrane. The transcript has 5 exons.